Haliotis rubra (blacklip abalone) is the source of this 8916-nucleotide messenger RNA. RefSeq names its product protein inscuteable homolog. Gene Ontology annotation, molecular function: cytoskeletal adaptor activity. The transcript is spliced from 14 exons. The record is from RefSeq and is a predicted model, not a curated record. Gene Ontology annotation, cellular component: apical cortex. Gene Ontology annotation, biological process: asymmetric cell division; establishment of mitotic spindle orientation; regulation of asymmetric cell division. Bases 137 to 1585 code for a protein of 482 amino acids. Lineage: Eukaryota; Metazoa; Mollusca; Gastropoda; Lepetellida; Haliotidae.
GCUUACGAUAUCAAUGUAAACAUCCGGCUUGAGCUCAGCUGUGCAAUUUGUCAAAUGUUUAUUAUGUAGCCAUCAUCUGACAUGAUUCAGCUGACACAUUGGAAUUCAGAUCAACAGUAUUAACAACAGAACUAACAUGGAAAGGUCGAAAAAGAAACAGAUCUAUAUGUCUCAGUUGGACGAGCCUGUCCAGGACUGGCUGAUCGAGCUCCGGGAGAUGACCGAGACGGAAUGUAUGAGUGUUCUGCAGGGCAAGUCGAUCUGUGCGGGUCAAGACACUGACCACUCCACUAAACUUGUACACGAUGUUAAAGAGGGAAUUGAUUCAAUCAAGAAUGAGUCGAAUGCCAUUAGUCAAGACUUUGAUCAACUCUUCAAGAGUGUUGAAGCUGGUGAGUGGAGGCAUCUUGGUCGACAUGGUAUUCAGGUAACCUGUCACAUCCGGUCCCUCAUCCAGGUGUGCAAUCAGUGUGUGCCAGAACCACCUGUCUACAUUCUGGAGCAACAGGACACAGUGAUGGGAGAGUGUGCCAAACUUGCACAGCAGGUAGAUAGUUUUACACGUGGAGGGACUUUACCUGCCAAAGUACCUCUGACCAAUCAGCUCACAUUCUUGGGACAGUCUUUUAGCAGAUUGGUUGAUUCAAUAAUUGGUUACCUGGUGCAGCGCCUAGUUGACACUCUAGAUGAGGCGUCGGUGCCCUCAGCUGUCCACAGCGCCAUCAGCAAUGUCAUCAGUCUGGGUCUGGAGGGGGAGCACAUGUGCUAUGUACUUGCCAGGGAAGGAGGUGUACGAGCAUUACUGGACAUUUGUCGGACUGAUUCCCUGGAGUUUGCACAUGCACAGGCUCUGCGUGCUCUUGCUACUGUCUGUUGUGUGCCGGAGAGUAUCAUGGAGCUUGAGAAGGAGAGUGGCCUCGAGCUGCUUAACGAUGUCCUGUGUGAUACGAAGACGUCUGAAGGUGUGCAGGGUGAGGCAGCGGGCGUGGUGGCUCAGAUUACCUCCCCUAGUUUAGAACACAACCAGCAUCUCAGUGGAUUUGUGGACAACAAUCUACAAGACUUGCUGAAGGCCCUGCUUGUUCUGUGUCAGAAGACAAGUUCCCAUGAGGUGUUCCUGCUGGCGACUGCCGCUGUGGCCUCUGUGGCCAACGUGACGUUCAUUGACACCCUGGCAUGUGAGAUCCUCCAUCAGAAGCAGGCUCCACGACAUCUCAUCCGACAUUGUUCCAUGUCCAAAGCUUCAUCUCUGUUUGCCAAGGAUCAGAUUGCCACAGUGUUAGCCAACAUGGCUGCUGUCAACACUUGUCAGUCCGGGAUUGCAGAGAAUUCGGGGAUAGAACUGUUGGUUCAGUUUCUUCAUGAACGACCGUCGUCAUACAGGAACCCAGCGGAGAUCGCUGCAUGUGAGCGUGUACAGCAGAAAGCGGCCAUUGCCCUGACAAGACUGUGUAGAGAGGAGAGAUAUGCUCGCAGUAUUGUCAAGCUGAAUGGUGUCCCUCGACUAGUUGAGCUGUGUCGGUUUGUGAAGGAGAGAAACAACAGCGAUGCGGUACUUGUGGCCUGCCUUGCCUCACUGACGUAAGAUCUGCACAACUGUUGAAGAUCACAAGAUGUCAGCUCAGGACUAUCAGCAGCUCAUCCAGCCCAGGCUCAUGGACUCCUUCCUGAUGUGUUCCCAUAGCGACGAGAACUUUGUGUGAACUUGUCGCCAGUGGUCCACUGAUCUCACUGAUCCUGUCUGUAGCAUCCUGCCGGAAGAACACGAGGAUCACGAUGAAGAUGGUUGGUGGAUGCUGCAGGAGACAUGUUGAAGGAGCCUGGUGUAUGUACAUUGGCUGUUAUUAUUUGGAGCAGUUUGAUAUUGACUGUCAUGGGGAGUUCUUAUGAAUUGAAUGCUGACUUUGUUAAACUAGUUCUAUUUAUUUAUUAACUUAACUCUUGUUGCUGCAACAUUUCACUGAAUACUAAUGCUGCAGCUCUUCCAUUCAUCAUGCCAUGUUGUCCUGAUGGUGCCAACACUGUGUAUACUUCAUGGACAACAGACAUGACAGUGUGACCUCGGAGUUUACAGAAUGUGUCAACAACAUCCAUGUAGGUUGUUAUCACAGGACAUUUGAUAAACAAUCUCCUGUGUCAUGAACAGGAACCAUGAUCCAUAUCAGAGUUUCUCAGGCUAAUUCACAUUUGCAAGAGUGAGAUUUCACUGAGUAUCUAAAGAAUGGAAUAAGGUGUCACAGGGUUUGAAUGGUACGAUGAGUAUCUGAAAAUAUAGAUGAAAGUAUUUUGAGAGUCUAAGGAUAUGGAUGAAGGUCUCAUGGAAGUCUUGUGGUAAAUUAUAUACUGGUAUCUUAAAUACCCCAAGGGUGCACAUGGAGGUUUUUUGAGAAUCCAUUGGUAUGGGGGUUUCAGGAAUAAUUAUGGUUUUGUGUGAUGGUCAUUAGAUUGUCUGUGGUUAUCCUAAGAUAACUAAGGAUACACAAGAAGGUUUCAUGAGAAUCCAGGGGUAUGGUUUCACAAAUAACUAAAUGAUGUUGAUGGCAACCAACUAACUAUGGAGGGAAUGAGUGAAAUAUGCCAAGGUAAAUGUAUUUUGUUGCUCUGCAAGUAUCUCAGUGGAUGGACUGUGGGUGAAGACCAUGCAGCUGAUAAAUAUAUAUAUAUAUAUGAUCUCAUGAUAUGUGGUACCUUCCUGUUGAAACUGUGAUGGAAACUACAUUGAUUUUAUGAUUGCCUGAUGACACCCAGAAUAGUUCACACAUACGGUAUUGUUAUAAUAUCAGCAGCUGAGGUCCUGUUGGGUUAUAAAACUGAUAUCUAGGCUCAGGCCAUGACAUUCCUGUUGAGUAUUGUUGUUUCUGGAUGAGAUAUUUUAUGAUUUUUAUCACUAUAUUGCUCAAGAUGCUUACUCAGGCUUCCAGGAUGGCAACUUGCUUGUUGUUUUAUGAGAAUAUUUCUCAUCUUAUAAGCACCUAUUUGAAAAUAGGUUGCCAAUACCUAGGCUUCCAGAAUGGCAACGUGCUUGUUGUUUUAUGAGAAUAUUUCUCAUCAUUUUAAGAACCUAUUCUCACAUUGUCAUCACAUAGGCUUCCAGAAUGGCAACGUGCUUGUUGUUUUAUGAGAAUAUUUCUCAUCAUAUUAAGCACCUAUUCUCACAUAUUAUCAGAACAUUUCUCAUCAUAUUAAGCACCAAUUCUCACAUAACCACGACACAGGCUUCCAGAAUGGCAGUGUGCUGUGUUAUUUUUGAGAAUAUUUCUGUCAUAUUAAGAACCUAUACAUGUAUUUUGACUGUAUUGCUGAUUUUAUUUGUUUCAUCACACAUAGAACUGUAGUUAUAGUUAAACAAGGUACAAGGAACACAUUGGUGGUUGUCAUGGUGAAUCAUAAGUGAGAAUUCUCAUUACACAUGUGCCAUUUACAAACUGUGUUUCUAUUAUUCAGGUUGUAAAUCCCUUUCUGGAAGUAUUUUAUUUUUAAAGUAAACUGGUGAAUUUUUUUCAUGAGUAAAAGAAUGUUUUAUAUUUCCUUUUAUCAUGCUGUAGUAUUUUAGGAAUCAUCAUCAUUGGUGUUCCUCUCAGUAUUAAUAGUUGUAGUGUUUUAUUUAGUUUAACCCUGAGUGUCAUGUUAGACAUGCUUUUAUCAUCAUGUGGUUACUAUCAGAAGAAACAUAUGACGCUUGUUUUUUCUUGUUCCGUGAUAGUCUAGAAAAUAAUCUUGUAACAUGUGACAUAAGUUAGGCCUUUAAUUUCGCAUAUUGGUUUACAGAUCCACCAAACCUAAAAAGGAAAAAUUAAACAAAACAAAACCAGGAUGGCAAGGGAUUUUUGUACUCCUUACAGCAGAGAUUACUUUGACAACUAUCAUGAUAAAAUUUCAUGGAAAUUCUUCUAUCUGAUGUCAGAUGUAUAAUAUUUAUAAGGUGUCAAACAUAGCAUUCUUGUUUUUUAUCACCUACCAAUCUAAUUCAGACUUGGAUAUGAUUAAAAAAAUGUUUUGUUGAUAUGAUUAAAAAAACGUCUCUACAAUUGACUUCAUUCAUGUUCUUAAGUUUGACUGACUUACAAGAUUUUUCAAGAUCAGUCCAUCAGCUAAAAAGAUAGCUGACCUUAUGAAACACGCGAAUGUGCAAUGCUGAAUUAGAUAAAGGACAAGUAGGGUCUCUUUUACAGGGGUCGGUGGGGUAGCCAAGUGGUUAAAGUGUUCACUCAUCACACUGAAGACCCGGGUUUGAGUCCCCACAUGGGCACAAUGUGUGAAGCCCAUUUGUGGUGUCCCCGCUGUGAUAUUUCUAAAAUAUUGCUAAAAGCGGCAUAAAACUAAACUAACUUCUUCACUGACUCAUUCUGAUUUUCCAGUAUUUUGUAUUAUUAUCCUGUUAUAUAAUUCUUCAAUGUUUGUAACCUAAAGCAUGAUAGAUAUGUGGGACAAUGUCCUGAAUACUAGGAUGUCUCUAAAGUACACUGAAUUAUCAGACCUGCGUCAUGUUCAGGCUCCACACUUUGUACAUCUGUUUCAGUGGCAGGAUAAAACUGAUGUCUCAUCACAUAAAUGUAUAGACAUUCCUACCAAAAUCACAGAAUUGCUUUAUUAAUUUUAUAAAGUACGUAUGCUGACUAUGUAGAAAUUUUCAGCAAUUCUAAAGCCAUCCUAUGUCAUUUUAUUCUUUAUUUCUCGUGAUAUGAUAAAACAGUUUUCUAAAUAUAUGGAACUAAUUGUGUUAUUAUUUUAGGGCCACCAGUAUUUUUAUUGUCAAGUAUUCAAUUUCCCUCAGCUGUAAACAGUAUUGUGUUAGUGUUGAUGGGAUGUCACCACCUGACAUCGAGUGUACCUUUCCUUGCAUAGAACUGUUCUUGCCAUACUUGUAGUGAAAAGAAAUACACAGUAUCUAUUGAUUAUCUCAGUCAUGUAGAGAUAGUUUCAUAGCACACCUGAGUAGACAACUGUGUAUUGAGAGUAUUGUAAGAAUUUAAUACUGUUUUUUAAAUUUAUUGUAAUUAUAUUCAUAACCCAUUUAAUAUUUUAACAUUUGUUUUCCAAGUGUGUUGUAUGUGUAUGUUAUUGUUAGUUUCCAAUGAAAUCCAACACAGUAUUCUUCUGUUGGUUGCUGUAGGACAGAAAUGUCCGAAAACUAAACUGUCCCAAAGUUUUCUUAGAUGCAGAAUUGGAAGGAUCAUUGUACUGAAAUGUUUAUUUAUAUUUGUUUGGAAUAUUUAGCAGAAAACCAAAGCAAAAAAUCAUUUAAGUGAUUAGUGCUUUCUUUCAACAGAAGACUUUCAGGGUGAAUCUAAUCUUUACUGAGAACAAUCUCCGACAUAACAGAAAGUACGUUGCUUAACUUACAAUUCUGUGCUUGCUUUCAAGCUUUAAAGCAUAAAAUACAACUUAAAUUGAAGCGGUUUUAAAGCAAUUGCCUAUUGAAAGGUAAGCUGGGUCAAGCAGUAAUGGAACUGAUAACUUCUAUGCCAUUUGAUUUAAAGUAUAUGUCCCGAGUCAGCGAAGAGGGAGAUUUUAAGAAACAGAUGCAAAUACACAUUAUCUGAAUAUCAACAGAAAAAACCCCAUUGUAGUCACCUUUAAUCUACCUCAGGUCUUGAAAUUAGACUCACAUGACUGUAACCAGUUCUAACCUGAGGACACUUGUAAUCAAUGUAAUCUAGAUUCCAAGGUAUCUGGACCAGUGAACGAGUGGAACUGACUACAAAGCCAUAUUUCAUGACACAUUCGACCUGUUAGUAGGAAGUAUGUGUGAUCGCUGAUCACCUCGUGUGUUAGGAUACUGGAUAGAUAUUGUUGUGAAUAAAAUGCCAGUUAAGAAGUACUGAUAUACUGUGAUAUAUAGUGAAAUACUGUUAAAUACUGGUCAGUGUUAAAUCAAACUCACUCACUCAUUAUCAAAUAGAUAAGUAUGUGUCAUUGAUAAAGGUCACUUGGAUCUAAUACGGGUCAGGUUUCAGGUUAUCGUGGUCUUGUGCUGACCACAUUGUCUAGUUUAAACAGUUAGAUGGAAGCUUUGUCACUAAGCUUAUUAUCAGACCGGUUUAUUGUUUGUGUGUCAUCUACUUGUCUUGAUGCUUGAGGCAUGUAUUUGGUAUGUAAUGUUGUACUCUGCGAGGGAAGGUGUUAUACAAUCUGUUGUAUUAUUCUGCAAGUUGGUUUAUCACCUUUCCAGGUGACCUGAUUUUUUUCAAAGAUAUGUGAUCUAUAAGGAGUGUAGAGGUAUCUACUACUACUACUACUACUACUUCUGCUACUGCUGCUACUACUAUCACUGCUACUACUACUACUACUACUACUACUACUACUACUACUACUACUACUACUACUUUUGUUUCUGCUACUGCUACUGCUACUGCUACUGCUAUGCUACCACUACCACUACCACCACCACUACUACUACUACUACUACUUCCUCAGCUACAUGAAUGAUAUAAGAUCACAUUUUACUUCAUAAGAUCCAAACUUGUCUGACCAUAUACUUAUGGCAAAAAGUAAGGGAACAUUGAGGACAUAUAAACACAACACCAUGUGAAGAAUACUUCUUAACCCCAAGCUAUUAACUGAGGUAGGUGUUAGUAUAAAGUGUCACGACUGACGAAAGUGGCCCAUCACCUAGAAUGGAAGUUAUCAUUGCCAUGACAAAGAAGUCCUUUCUUCUUAGCUGUUACCUUACACCAUCAGUCCAUAUUGACUGACUGCUGUGUCUGCCUUGAAAGAAAACACAACUUAACCAUGAAAUCUACAUGGUCUAGCUAGAGAGUUUUGUGAAUAACACAUGGUAACAUAUUCCUUUCCAUGCAUCUCUUGUCAUUAUCAUUGUGAUUAUGUCUGUGAGGAGUUGGUGGUGGCUACAGUGGUCAUGUGUCAGGCCAAGGGCUUGGGUUUGAUCUCAAGACGGAUGUAACGCUGGAAACUGCUUUCAGUAGCCUUACUCAUUUUACUUAUAUUUGACCAAACGAUUAUUGGAUCAGAUUUUUCAAUGUUUGCAAUGUACAGGAAUAUUUGUUCUUCAUAGUAGAUGGAUUUUGUUUAUAUGUCUUUUAUUAGAUUCUAAACACUGAUGAAAUUAAUUUUUGUGUACCAGUACUUUCCAAAGAAAAUUUAUACUUAAAUGCGGAAAAUUGUAAUUUAUUUUCACAUAUUUAAAUAAUACAUGAUACAUAUCAUACUUCCAGUUGUAUUAACAUAUCCUAAUUAGCAGCACAGUAGUUUAUCAAUUUGAUCAUAUUUUGACUUGUUUGAAUGGCAUUUUAGAAGUUGAGACGUACAAUAUAGGACCAGUAUUUUAUGGAUAACAACUUCUUUAUUUCGUGAGUGCGGUGUUUCGAUACAGAUUCUUGAUCAUAUUUUGGUCCAAUGUGUGAAACCGAGCUCAGACUCUCAAGGUGACACGUGACAGGUUAACCACUAUCUACUCAACCUUCUAGUCUCACAAUCAAUCUUUUGUGACAGAUAGGGGUGAUGUUUGCUUGCCAAGCUGAUUGGUAAAUAUUAUGAUUCUCAGAUUCCUUUCUGUAUCUCAUUUCACUACUUAAUCUCUUCAUCCCGCCCAUGUCAGAGGUUACCACAGGAUAUAACUCAACUCUCCUCAAGGAACUGAGAACACAACUGAUGUACUGACCAGGAUUUUAUCUCAUACCCUUCAGCAUGCCUACAUCCAUAUUUGCUGAUUCUGCUAGUAUUAUGAUCUAUUAUCAUUUUGAUAAAUUAUUAGUUUAUACUGUUUAACAUAUAUAUGAGUCAUGUAUAUUUUUUCUACCAUUUCAUGUUUGUAGGAAAACAAUUAGCCAGAUUUAUCAGUAAAUUGUGAAGAUGUAAAUAUUGCUCUAAUAACAGACAUACAGUACUAAUAUUUUCUUUCAAAAUAACUUCUUCCAUUUGUAUUGGUAUGUGUCCUUGUGUGUGUAUCAUAUAAGUACCCAGUGUGUUAACCUUUUUCUAUAUCAUAUAUUCUACUGUAUCUUUCUCAUGGUGUAUUUUCAACAUAUUUUUGUCUUUUAUAUAAAUGUAAUUUAUUAUAAUGGUAGUUUUACUGCUACUCCCAAGUGGUAAGUGUAAUGCUUGGAUCGACUGCCACUAUUUUCUUGCCAGAAGGACAUGUACAAGAAGUGUGCCAUUUAUUUUGUCUUCAUCUAAUGCUGAAAGAUGAAGUCCGUGAUUCAACAUGUAUUUCACUUGCUGUAGUAUGCUGAAGUAUUGCUGCAGUCAGUCAUUUGUGCAAUAACAUUUUUAUGAAAUCUGGAGCAGGUCUUUUACACUGGUAGUAUUUACUGCUGUUAAGGUCAAUCAGAUAUAUCCAUUUUAUCGAUAAUCAAAACAUAUGCUGCCUUUCUUGGAAAGUUCUGAUGUCAUUAAAACCAUAUAAUCUGAUAGGUCAAGCCACUGGAAUAUGGAGUUAAAUUAGAAAUAUUACAUUGAAUAUAGACAUAUCAGGGUAUUUGUUAUAUAGAGAGAUAUGUUGGAUGUAUACAGGAGACAGUUUUAUGAUCUUAAUCCAAACUUCAUAUUCCUGUGGCCUGUCAUACUGAACUUUCUGUUAUAGAUUUACAGACUGUGUGUAUAACCAGGAAAUGAAAUGCCAUUCAUUAAUCAUUUUCGUGAAUAAGAACUCCAGUUUUUGUCCAAAGGAAUUUACCUUUGUCAAAACAUUCAGUACAUCCUUUGAAUUAUCUUCUCAUGUUGCAUGUGUGAGGGUUGGAGCUGCUCAGGGUCAGGAAUGGGGGACCUGAUGGAUCAUUUGUGUGCACAUCCCAGUUUCGGACAGAGACCUUCUUGUAAUAAUGGUUUUACACAUCUUGAAAUGUUUAUUCGGAUGAUGUUUUUUGUGAAGGUAAGAGAUGGGCUUUUUAUCAUGGACCAGAUCAUGGUUCCUUGAUGAUGAUGAUGAUGAUGAUGAUGAUGAUGAUGAUGAUGAUG